Molecule: messenger RNA, 1977 nt
Organism: Cyclocybe aegerita
Lineage: Eukaryota; Fungi; Basidiomycota; Agaricomycetes; Agaricales; Hemipholiotaceae
Source: the annotation of a GenBank genome assembly
CAUGUCGUCUGCACGAAUCCUCCUCUCCUCUGCUUUGGCGCUGCUCUUCUCUUCUCUGGCCGCCUCCCAAAGCUCUCCAACGCUCCCAAGUUCAUACCCUCACGCCUACCCCGGACAACCAAGCGGCGACUAUAACCCUGCAUGGCAGAAAGAUUUUCGAGUCACGGAUCCACUACCCGGCAUAACCUUCCCUCUAAGUCGAAGUUACGCAGGGAACAUCGGUGUUCAACGAGCUGGCCAUCCCAACAACACCCUCUUCUUCUAUGGAUUCGAGAAACCCAAAGGGUCUCUAACAGCUUCUCCAAGUUCACGGAAUCGCGAUCCUUGGGGUAUUUGGUUGAACGGCGGCCCGGGGUCGUCUAGCAUGUUUGGUCUAUUCUUUGAGAACGGGCCUAUUCGAAUCAACGGCGACUAUUCGCUCCAGUCUAACCCAUACAGCUGGGACAAGCUCGCGGAUUAUUUCUGGAUAGACCAACCAGGUGGGGUGGGGUACUCAACAGCCGACGCAGACGGCUAUGCUCCAACGGAGGACCAGAUUGGAAAGGACUUGAUGGGUUUCUUGGGCAACUUGGUCAAAGUAUUCCCCAGUCUCGCGACGAGACCCCUUCACCUAACUGGCGAAAGUUUUGCUGGGCAAUACAUGCCGUACAUCUUGAAAGCUUACUUCGACAUGCCAAAUCCACCAGUCAAGAUCGCCAAAAUCGCUAUUGGUGCUGGCACUUACACUUCUGAACAAGUCUUCGAGCUUCUCCCUGCGCUUAGCGUAAUCGAGACCUUCCCUCAAAUCAUCGGCUACGACAAAGAUGUUUUUAAUUACUUUAAGGAGCAGACAGCACUUUGCGGCUUCGACGUCAACCUCACCUACCCACAAAACGGGAUCAUCCCUGACGUCGAACUCAUUUUUCCAACCGACCGUGACAUUCCCUGGGCUCUUCAGCAGCGAUACGCGAAGAAGACGUUCCUGAUGGAACUUACGCGUCGAGCAGAGGAAGAGCUACGGUCACCAUCGUUGGUUAAACGCGACCAAGUAGCCGGGAGAGAGCAAUGGAAGCGUGACCUCUCCCUGCGGGCGAAUGGGACAAUUGACCCGUGGUAUGGUUGCUUCCUCCUUGACAUGUUCAUCGAUUACGCUCUCAACUACACCUUCCCUUGGGCGUUGACUGAUAACCCAGAAGGGUUCCCUUUCAAGGUGUACAACAUCCCCGAUGCAUUGAACCCCAAGGUAGCCCAAGACGCCAGCGUUUUCUUAAACGAUCCUCGCACAAGGGCCGCCUUACAUGCUCCUACCAGCAAGGACUGGUCGCUCUCCUUCCGAUUCCCAUUCGGCGCAGACCCAGAUGACGGAACCCCCAUGUCAAUCAACAUUUUCACCGACCUUGCUACAAAUGCAACGGCAAAGGGAGUGAAAGUGGUCUUGUUCUCUGGAAACGACGAUGCUCUCAUCCCGCAUCUUGGCACAGAAGUCGCAAUCCAGAACACCACCUUCGGCGGCAUCCAAGGGUUUUCGCAAAGGCCUUCAACGCCUUGGUACGGUGACUCUGGAAAGUUCGCUGGAGUUGUGCACCAAGAGCGAGGCUGGACAUACGCGCUAUUUUAUGGUGCUGGGCAUCUCGUCCCUCUUGACGCACCUGCGAAGGCGUUCACGUUCCUGCGAGAAUUCAUACUGGGAAAUAACAUGCUCGGCACCGUGGUGAAUACACCUUCGGGCAGGCCCAUGGUCAUCGGUGGGCAAAACCCGGCUCUUGAAGGUGCCAUCCAAGGCGCAGACGAGAUCUACUACGGUUUCGGUGCCACACAGUCGACUUACGUAUUCCCCUCGGCCACGCGGGAAGCAUGGAAGGCGUUUAUCGACGCAGAGCGACCUCAAGAAACAGGCAUUCUGUCGAGGAUCGCGGGCACAAGUGCCGCUCGUUCCGCAUACGAUCUCUCUUGGAUUACCCUGUCGCUUGUGGGGGUAACAUUGUGGUCCCAACUCUG